This is a messenger RNA of Gekko japonicus, 2375 nucleotides long. RefSeq names its product EMI domain containing 1 (gene EMID1). Gene Ontology annotation, molecular function: protein binding. The coding region runs from base 1 to 1476 and encodes 491 amino acids. NCBI's taxonomy places the organism in Eukaryota, Metazoa, Chordata, Lepidosauria, Squamata, Gekkonidae. The record is from RefSeq and is a predicted model, not a curated record. The transcript has 16 exons.
AUGGACGCCGCCCGGGGACGCCGGCCCGGCUGGUGGGGGGAGUGCCUCCGGGCCACGCUCUGGCUCUGCUGCUGCUGCUGCCUCCCGGGCUCGGGCAGCCCCACCUGGACCCACGCCGGACUCCAGUACGCCCCCCGGAGGAACUGGUGUUCGUACACUGUCACCAGGACGGUUUCCUGCCAUGUCCAAAAUGGCACCUACCUCCAGAGAGUCUUUCAGAGCUGCCGGUGGCCUAUGGGUUGCACUGGAGGCAGCUAUAGAACCAUUGUCAGACCAACGUACAAGCAGGCAUACAAGACGGUUACAGCUCUGGAGUGGAAAUGCUGCCCGGGACACAUGGGGGCAAACUGUGAGGCAGGUGUGGGACAGCAGAUCAAGACAGAGACCGUCAGUUACCCGGAUGCUCAGGAUGCUGGGCAUGGAAGUGCUUCUUUGCGUAGAUUACCUGUCCGACCUACAACCUAUUCAGGUUGUUUAAACUGCAGCAAAAUGUCAGAGCUGUUUGAGCGCCUCAAUUUCUUGGAAGCCAAGGUAGCAACUCUCUCAGCAGCUGAGUCUGUGACUUCCGUGGUACCCGGCAGACGACAGUCCCCUAAGGGAGAUGCCUCGGCAGACUCCCUGUCUCUGUGGGGCUCUCUGGCUGCUCAGGGGAGCCCAGGAGAUGAAAGCAUAAAAGCAGGUUUUCCGGGCCCCAGAGACAGGUUGAGGACCACCAUUCCGGGACGGGAUGGAAGACUGGCCUCACAGGGGCCUCCAGGCCCAGCAGGUCCAAAAGGAGAUACUGGCAUCCGGGGGCCUUCUGGUAUUCCUGGUGUUAAGGGUCCUGCUGGACCACAAGGCCCUCCGGGUCCUCCAGGAAAGGAUGGUGCAAGGGGCUUCCCUGGAGAGAAAGGCUUACCAGGCCUCCCAGGUCCCCCCGGCCCACCAGGCCCACCAGCCCCAGUUGGGCCAAAGAUAUCGGAAAUCCCAGACCAAAGGGACCCUCUUCUGUCAAACAGUUUUAUUGAAACGGGUAUCACAGGGCCAGCUGGCCCUCCUGGGCUUCCAGGGCCGAUGGGUCCUUCGGGGCCGGCUGGGAAGCCGGGAUCACCAGGCCGUGAUGGAAUCCCUGGAAAGCCAGGUGCUGAUGGGGCAGCCGGAAUCCCUGGGGAGAAAGGAGAGAGAGGACCACCGGGAUAUCCUGGCCACAGAGGUCUGGAUGGAGAGCAUGGUGAACCAGGCCCAAAAGGUGAACCAGGCGAAAAAGGCACCUGGGGGGAGGGGUUACACCAGCUCCGAGAGGCUUUGAAGAUUUUAGCUGAGAGGGUUUUAAUCUUGGAAACAAUGAUUGGGCUCCAUGAACCAGAACUGGGAUCCGGCCUUGCUCCUGCCUCCACUAGCACCCCCAGCUACUACCGGGGGAAGCGUGAUGAGAAUAUGGCAGCCUACCGGGUGACCUCACACCAGCAUGCCCAGAGGAAAAAGGAGAAGAAAUGACCAGCUUGCCUGCUGAGUGAGUGCAGAAGGAAAGCACAUUUGCCAUCCCAGCGGUCUCCUUUGGGGUGGCGUCCAACCCUCUGCCCGCUUUUGACCGUCGCAAGGAGAAGCAGCAGAAAGGGGUGCAUCACCUCUGUGCCUGGGAGAAUACUUGCUUGCUAACAGCCCUGCUUCAUAUUUAUUUGGUCUGUUCCUUUUGUGCAAGGAGUCUGUAACCAGUUUGUUGUGCGCCCGGCUUAAACUGUCGCCAGAACAGAGUCUGUGUGCACCUUUUGUGAUUGCCUGACUGUCCUGCAGGGGGAGCUCUCCAUCUCUUGGUGCUAUUUCGCAGGGAUGUGUUUCCCCCCUUCCCUAGAUACACUGGCCUGUAGUUUGCUGAUACUUCCCUACCGCUGUGGGACUGGACGUUGGCCUGCAAGUCCACUGAACUAGAGCUGCAGAUCCAUGCUGCAUCAUCGCAUUGCUCCUCUUCCCCCCACAGGCUGGCAAAGGAAUGGGGGAAAGAACCACCAGGCCUUUCCAGAUUGUUUCAGCAUACAAAGGAUGCACAGUUGUUAUUCAGUUCUUGUGGGAAUCCAGAGUGAGAUCAUCUAAUGUCUCCUUACUCCAGUCACAGUACUUUCUCACUGGCAAAAAGAUUCCUCACCCCAUUUCUUACCCUUGCUAGUGUCUCUAUGCAGCUGGAGUGCCUAUUGGUUAGUACCUGUGCCAUAGGUGGUAUGAUCAGCAACACACACCCAUGCUAUUUUGACCACCACCCCAUUUUUCAUUUCCCCUCCUCAGUUUAGGAGUUUGAGUACUCCCUGUUGAACCAUUCCAGCAGAAACUGACACUUGUGCUUUUAAAUUUGGGGGAAGGAUGAAACCGGCAGCCGUUCCCAAGUCUCUCUCACCCCUACC